This is a messenger RNA of Rana temporaria (common frog), 8850 nucleotides long. RefSeq names its product stabilin 1 (gene STAB1). The coding region runs from base 275 to 8041 and encodes 2588 amino acids. The record is from RefSeq and is a predicted model, not a curated record. NCBI's taxonomy places the organism in Eukaryota, Metazoa, Chordata, Amphibia, Anura, Ranidae. Gene Ontology annotation, molecular function: calcium ion binding; hyaluronic acid binding. The transcript is spliced from 69 exons. Gene Ontology annotation, biological process: cell adhesion.
CAUUUUUCGGAUUUACAUGAAGUGCCAUUUUCAUUAGAAAGAUUUGGGUUUCCUUCCAUGUGUUUUGAACUGAUAUGAAAGAGGAAAUCCUGAGUGAUUCCUGUUCUCCCCCUGCACUUUUUCAAAAGGAAGAGAGGAGGUUUAUGUUUGUUGCCUGAACACAUCAAGAUCAUCGCGGCCAGUUCAGAUAGUACAGUGUCCACAUGAGCCUCUGCAGGUUCUGUCCAUAUUCCAGGCUUAGCAGGGUGUGCAUGCAUCGUAACAUCAACAGCUGAUGACGUACUCCAAAAAAAUGUUCUGCUAUGGAUAUGGCUUUUUCCUCUUAAUGGCUUACGCUGGAUUGAUAGCGGCACAAUCACUGGUGAAAUCCAAGCGCUGCGAUGUAAGAAAGUUGCUAAAAGUGGAUACAGAUUGCAUGUCAUGUGCUGCAGCAGCCAAAUAUGUCUGCCCCAGAGGAUCAUCAAAAAUAACAUCUGGAACAGGGAAAGCUGGAUGCAGAUACACCGUGGAUAUGGGAGGAGUUGUCCUAUCAAUGCAGGGCUGCAGUCACACUUGUCAAUCCUUCAUUAUAGAACCUGUAUGCUGCAAAGGAUUCUGGGGUUCUACUUGCUCAGAAUGUCCUGGAGGAUCUGCUCUGCCUUGCAAUGGUCAUGGUGUCUGCAUGGAAGGACUGAAUGGCAAUGGGACUUGCAUAUGCAAUGAAGGAUUCACUGGUUUUGACUGCAAUGAAUGUGCGGAUCCAUUUCUAUAUGGCGCAAAAUGUAACUCUGCUUGCCAAUGUAAACACGGGAUUUGUAAAAAUGGAAUUACUGGAGAUGGAAGCUGUAUCUGUGAAGCGGGUUACAUGGGUUCAACAUGUGAGCUAGAAUCCUUAUCCUGCAAUGCACUGAAAUGUGGAGCAAAAACACGCUGUGUACCGUCAAAUGGAGGCCUUAAAUGUGAAUGUAUGCCAGGCUACAGCAAACAAGACGGUGUCUGCAAACUACGGACUUCUAUCUACAUUGAGUUUAGCUACACUUUAAUUUAUGUUUAUUUGUUUUUUUUACUUUUGGUGUAUAUUGUAUAUUUUGACACAUGUUUUAAUUUUACAGCCCAUGACCCCUGUAAGCCCUCACCCUGCAGUAAAUUUGCAAAAUGCGAUGUACAGGGGCCACGCCAGUACACAUGUACAUGUAAAUCUGACUACUAUGGGGACGGAAAGAUAUGCUUGCCCUUUAAUCCAUGUACAGUUGACAAUGGAGGAUGCUUAGAGAAUACUACUAAAUGUGUAUAUCGAAGUCCAGGAAAAUCUUAUUGCAGUUGUCUCCCGGGAUUGAUAAAUCGAGGUGUGCCUUCUCAAUGCACUAUGCCUAACCUAUGUAACGCAUUCACUUGUGGAAAGAGUGCACACUGUGAAGUAGUGCCUCCUGGAACAUUCAAAUGUGUUUGCAUAGAAGGAGAAGUCGGGGAUGGCAGAAAUUGCUAUGGUAGCCUUUUGUUUUCGAUUCAGACGCUUAAUAUUGAGAAUAUGGAAAUGAGGAAACAACCUGGGGCAUUAAGGGCAUUUGAGGAAGGGUGUGCACUGACGCUACGGAAAUUUGGUCCUUUUACAGUAUUUCUUCCUCUUAUGAAAGCAAGUAAAUUCAAUGAGACCACAGCUAAACUAUUUUGCAAAGCUCACAUUGUUGCUGGCCAGUACAUGAAUAAUGAUUUGAAGAAAAUUGGUAAACUGUGGACUAUAGGUGGGGAUGUCUUGGAAUUUUCCACAAAGGAGUUCACUACAUCCUCCAAGCCUAGUGAAACUUACAGAAUUACAAGAUCAGACCUACCAGCAGCCAAUGGCAUUAUUCAUAUUAUCAACAAAUUCAUUACAUAUGACGACACAGAAGUUUUUGAAAAACAAAAGAUGACCAUUGGUGACAUACUUGCCACAGAUGACAGAUUCAGCCGAUUUGAAACUUUGUUGGAGAACUGUGAUCUUCCACCAAUAUUAAAUGGACAUGGCUCCUUCACUGUGUUUGUCCCAAGUAAUAAGGCUGUGGAUUCUUUAAGAGAUGGAAGAUUGAUAUAUCUUUUGACUCGGGCUAAACACAAACUGUUGGAAUUGGUUAAGUAUCACAUCUCUUCUGUAGCCUCUGUCACGUUGGAUAGAUUGAUUAUAAUGCCAAAUAUUAUGACUACCUCAAAUGAGAUUAUAAAGAUAAAUGUGACUCGGGAGGGGAGAAUUCUAUUUGGAGACCCAGGAAUCCCUCUCAGCCAUAGCGACAUAAUUGCUUCUAAUGGUGUCAUCCAUGUUCUUGAUGGCAUUUUAUUACCCUCUGACUUUUUGCCAAUUCUGCCAGCUAAAUGCAAUGAGACGCUGGAAGAAGUAAUGCAGGGCUCCUGCUCUAGCUGCGAUUCCAUUGCUUCAUGUCCAGAGGGUACCAGAGACUUGGGUAUAAUUAACAAGGAAUGCAGCUUUACUUAUAAUGGUACUAGUAGAAUUGGGUGUUCCAGAAACUGCAGUCGCACAGUUGUUGUGUAUGGAUGUUGCCAGGGUUUCCAUGGUCCAGACUGCAAACCAUGUCCUGCGGGAUUCUCUAACCCAUGCUAUGGACGGGGUCAUUGCAGUGACGGCAUUCGUGGGAGCGGGAAGUGUAUAUGCUUUGAGAAAUAUAAAGGAAUUGCUUGCCAUAUUUGUUCUGAUCCCAAUAAGCAUGGAGAUGAAUGUGAAGAAGACUGCAGGUGCAUGCACGGAACAUGUGAUAACCGCCCAGGAAGUAGAGGGGUGUGCCAGAGUGGAAGAUGCAAAGAUGGUUAUGUGGGAGAAUUCUGCGACCAGCAUUCAGAGCCAUGCAGAUCAUUAAAUGCAACACAAUUUUGCCAUUUAGAUGCAGUCUGUGUAUCUACUGAUGAUAACACCACCAGCUGUCAGUGUAAGAAUGGCUAUGAAGGAGAUGGAACUUUCUGUCAACCCUUGGAUGAAUGCAAGAAGCAAGAACGAGGUGGAUGUUCAGAAAAUGCCGUUUGCCUCAGUUACUCUACAGGGUACUUGUGUCAAUGUAAUGAUGGCUGGAGUGGUGAUGGGAUAGAAUGUGUACCUAUUGACAACUGUGCCCUGGAGGCUAGAGGAGGCUGCCAUGUUAAUGCCAACUGCCUCUUUACCCAGCCUGGCAAGAAUGACUGCAUUUGCAAAAAAGGCUAUGCUGGUGAUGGGUACUCCUGCGACCCAGUUAACAUAUGUUUAGAAGACAAUGGUGGCUGUCAUGAAAUGGCAACGUGUAAGCCAACCUCAGGAGGUGAGAGGACAUGUGCAUGCCCUGAAGGAUUUGCAGGGAAUGGCCUAGAUUGUUAUGGAGACAUAUUAUUGGAGCUGCGCAGAAUCCCCGAAGUGUCCAUUUUCAGGCAAUGGUUGACGGAUUUCAAGUUCAGGAUUCCCAGCGGAAGUAAUGUAACUGCACUAAUUCCAUCUGAUACAGCAAUAAGGGCUCUAAGUCAGGCGAACAGAAUAUUUUGGAUGGAUUCUUACUUGAUGCCUUUUCUAAUCAGAGCUCACUUUCUUCAGGAAGCUUACAUAUCGGAUCAGCUAAAACAGCAUGCAAACCAGGAGCUUGCUACCUUGGAUCCCAGAACCAAAUGGGAGAUAAGAAUUAUUGACAGGAAUCUAACGAUUAAUAACGCAAGUGUUAUCACCCAAGAUAUUCCAGCCUCAAAUGGAUUUAUUUUCAUUGUUGGACAGGUUUUAAUACCGCCAUUAGGAAAUAUACCUCCAAGGAAACCAGGACUGUUAAAAAAAUUUGAGCAAGUUCCAGCAUGGGAAGGAUUUAAACUAGAGAUCCAGAAAUCAGGUCUUGUUCAGGAAAUUGAAGCAUCGCAGCACUAUACGAUUUUUGUCCCUGAUAAUUCUGCUAUAAAAAGGUUUUACAAUCAAUCUGGAUCUGGUAACUUGGAAAACAGCACGAUAAAAUAUCACAUCAUUCUGGGUGAGAAGCUGUUGCCUACAGACUUACUGAAUGGGAUGCAUAAAUCCAGCAUGCUUGGAUUUUCUUACUGGCUGAUGUUUUUCAAAAGGUACAACCAGACAUUUGUUCAUGAUGUUCCGUUGGAUGGUAGCUUUUAUGAAACAAAUAAUGGGAUGCUUAUGGGAAUAUCUGAAGUUUUAAAAGCCUUGAAGAACCGCUGUGAUAUAUCUGAAAAAAUUGUGAAAAAGACGAAAUGCGGUGCCUGUGUCAGAGGCAUUCAGUGUCCAGAGGGAUCAGAACUUGAGAAACCUCUGGGUUCAGGAAUAUGUGUCUACAAAAGGAGGAACAAUGAGGUGGUGGGCUGCAGAUUUAAUUGUAUUUUCACAAAAGUUACUCCACAGUGCUGUAUGGGAUAUUAUGGACAUCAGUGUCUCUUGUGUCCAGGAGGACUAAAUAAUUCCUGCUCUAAUAAUGGAAAGUGCCAGGAUAUGAUCACGGGCACUGGAGAAUGUAUCUGUAAAGAAGGUUUUCAUGGAACUGCAUGUGAAACCUGUGAAGCUGGAAGAUAUGGGGCUGACUGCAAAUCAGAAUGUGAUUGCGUUCAUGGAAAGUGUAAUGAUGGACUCCAUGGGGAUGGAUCGUGCCAGUGUGAUAAAGGCUGGACUGGUUCCAUCUGUGGCAUAGACAUUAAAAAUGAUUUAUGCAAUGGCACCUGCAGCUUCAAUGCCAAUUGUAUUCCAGGACCUACAAACACCACAGGAAAAUGCUCUUGCCUUGCUGGAUAUACAGGAAAUGGCACACAUUGUACAGAGAUGGAUGCUUGUUCUGCUAACAAUGGUGGAUGUUCAGUGUAUGCAAAUUGCACUAAGGCUCCAUUAGGACAAGUACGCUGCACUUGCAUUGAUGGCUACAGUGGAGAUGGAGUUAUCUGUCUGGAGAUUGAUGCAUGUGUGGAAGAUAAUGGUGGUUGUCAUCCAAAAGCAGAAUGUACAAAAACCGGACCUAACAAAGUUGCUUGCAACUGUCUUCCAGGGUAUGAAGGAAAUGGAACACAGAUCUGUGAAGAAAUCAACAUCUGCAAGAAGGACAAUGGAGGCUGCAGCCCAUAUGCAAGAUGUUUAAAUCUAGGACCAGCAAUACAUACUUGCGUCUGUAGAAUAGGAUUUAUUGGGGAUGGAAAAAAUUGCACUGGAGAUAUUGAUCAGACACUACGGUACCAUGAAGAAGCAUUCAGAUUUUCUCAGUUAUUUAUGAGGAACUUCAUUAAAGAUUUAUCUGGAAAUGGGCCAUUUACAGUAUUCGUCCCAUCAGAGGAGGCCAUUCAAAACAGCAGCACGAUUGCAGAAUGGACCCAGAAUCAGCUAAUGAAACAAUUACUGCGCUACCACCUGGUGGGCUGCCAACAGUACAACCUUGAUGAGCUAAAGGACCUGUCCUCAGUUACCUCAAUUUCUGGUGGUAUUAUAAGAUUUUCCAUUAAGAAUGAUGAAGUAUAUUUGAAUGACUUUGCUAAAAUAAUAAAGAGUGAUUUAGCAAGUAAUGGUGUUAUCCACUUCAUUGACAAAGUGUUGGUACCUGAAAUUCCUACAAACACAAGUUCAUCUUCGUUAAAUGUAAGCCAGGCUGCCAUACUUCACGGUUAUUCCACAUUUGCCCAACUACUUAAGGAAUCCAACCUGCUUUCUGUGAUUGAUGAUAAAAUUCACCAACCUUUCACAAUGCUGUGGCCUACAGAUAAUGCCUUCAACAAUCUGUCGGCAGAGAGAAAGAGAUGGUUGUACCAUGAAUACCACAAAGACAAACUUGUGGCUUAUCUGAAAGUUCACAUUAUUAGAGACACAAAGAUUGCUGCAGCAAGCUUACCCGAAGCCAAAUCACUUAGGACACUGCAUGGCUCCACAGUUUCCUUUCAAUGCAGUGCAACCAGUAUUGGGGAUAUUUUGUUAAAUGAAAACAAUGCUAGGAUUAUUCAGCGGGACCUGGAAUUCACUGAGGGGAUCGCCCAUGGGAUUGACCAGUUGCUUGAGCCUCCUAAUAUUGGAGCGCGGUGCGACGAGUAUGCUGUGGAAAAAGCUGCGAGCCAACGUGACGCUUGUUCAUGGUGUGGCAUGGAGCGAUCUUGCCCUUCUGGAACAGUUGAUCGGGGAGAAACAGAAAUAUGUAUCCGUUUUUCAAGAAAUAGGUUUAACGAUGACAUUUUCUCAUUUGGAAGACCUAGUUGGAGAUAUGAAAGACGCAGGCCCCCCACCACAGGCUGCAGAAGAAAAUGCUAUAAUGUUUCCUGGAAACCACGUUGCUGUAAAAAUCACUAUGGAGGAGAUUGCCAUGUGUGCCCUGGAGGCCUGGAAGCUCCGUGUAGUAAUCAUGGAACAUGUGUAGAUGGAAUGGCAGGAUCGGGUCGGUGUAUCUGCACAGAGGGGUUUAAUGGGGCAGCUUGUGAGCUAUGUGCCCCUAACAGAUAUGGCCCAGACUGUAAAGAGUGCACCUGUACACAAAAUGGACAAUGUAGCGAUGGAAUUUCUGGCGAUGGAGCGUGUUUUUGUGCUGAAGGAUGGACUGGCCAGAACUGUGACAUUAAACUUGUGAUUGAGCCCACUUGCUCACCAGACUGUGACGGUAAUGCCACAUGCAGAACUGACAAUGAAUGUGUAUGUAACCCUCACUAUGAGGGAGAUGGAAGAACAUGCAAUGUUAUUGACCAAUGCCAGAUGUACAAUGGCGGGUGUAGUCUCAAUGCUCAGUGCUCUAUGGUUGGGACAAAAGUUUUAUGUACAUGUCUUCUUGGACAUGAAGGAGAUGGUAAUGUGUGCACCCCAAUCAAUCCUUGUGCGAAUGGGGAAAACGGAGGCUGUAGUGAACAUGCAACAUGUAUUUACACUGGUCCGAAUACACGGAGAUGUGAAUGUCAUGAUGGUUAUGUGGGCAACGGCGUCCAGUGCCUUGAAAAAUACACUCCACCUAUUAACCGAUGCCUGCAAGAAAAUGGAGACUGUGACCCACUGGCAAUCUGCACCGAUCUCCACUAUGAAGAGAAAACGGCCGGAGUUUUUCAUUUGCAGUCUCCUAAAGGCAAAUAUCAAUUCACAUAUGAAGAUGCAGUCAGUGCAUGCAAUUCAGAGGGGGCAAGCAUUGCCACUUUCCAGCAGCUGUCUGCUGCCCAGCAGUUGGGCUAUCACCGCUGCAUGGUUGGAUGGCUGUUAAAUAGAACCGCAGGGUAUCCCACAGUGUAUCCCAGUUUAAGCUGUGGUUCAAAUCAUGUUGGAAUUGUAGACUACAAACAGCGAACAAACCUCAGCGAGACGUGGGAUGUCUACUGUUAUCGUUCCAAAGAUGCAGAAUGUGAUUGUCCUGAUGGAUAUGUUGGUGAUGGCAGCUUCUGCAAUGGAAACCUGCUGGAAGUUUUAGAGGCAUAUUCUAAAACAUCCACAUUCUUUUCAAUGAUUCUUGAUUAUAGUAAUUCAAGUUCUCAAGGUGCUGAAUUUUUCGAUAUGCUGGUAAAUAGGACUUCCUACAGAACAUUAUUUGUUCCAGAAGAUGGCAGCUUUGACAACAAUGUAACAAUAACAUGGCGGGAUUUAGAACAUCACAUCUCUAAACUGGACAUUUUACUCCCAUACUCAAAUCUGACAAACGGUACCACAUUGCUUUCUAACACAGGAUACAAUCUUUCCAUCUCCGAGUUCCUCGGUAAUUGCUCUCAACCUCCAUGUCCUAAGGUUGUAAAUGGCCAAAUGAUUAUCCAGUGGGAUAUCCCUGCCUUUAAUGGAAUCAUACAUAUUAUUCGUGGACCGUUAAUUGCACCAAUUUUACAGGAGAUUGCAGACAGCCAGAUAUCACAUCCUGUAACUGCAGGGUUGGUGACGGCAAUAGUAAUUGCACUGAUUGCUGCUGCUGCUGUUGGUUACCUCUACUACCGAAAACAGAAUGACGGUUUUCAAUUCCGACAUUUCAAGGGGGAAGAUGAUGAUGAUGAUGAUGAUCUAGAUAUGCAAGACGUUGUGAAUCCUCCGCUAGUAAACUUUCCAAAUCCAGUUUAUGGAGCCAACAGUUUCUUUGACCAGUUUGAGGAUCCGUCUAAUGAUGGGGAUGAGGCUUUUGACUUCUCCAAAAUUCUUCGCUAGCCUGGAACAACAUGCCGAAAAUGGUUUACAAAUUAUUGGGGCAUUAGAUGGCUGGACCAUGUCUAGGACCUUUAAGAAGGAAGACCUAUGAAUGAUCACCAAGAAAUAUUCAUGCACAUUUAUAUUUGUAAAUUUAGAUUAUGUAUAUUUAUAAAAAUCUGUUGAAGUUUAAGCCACAGAAACCAACCGAAUGAAUCACAACCUGGAUUUAUAUACUUAUUUGGGAUCCUGACAGUUCAAAUUCUGAGGUCCUGGCUAUGUCUGCCUAACAUUACCAAUGGACUUGCGCUCCCCACUGGAUUCUCAAAUUAUUCCUCAUUUUACAGUAGAAAUAAUACAACAGGAGGAUUUGGAGCCCUCACUUGACAUAAAAAAGACAAUGAGCAGUGAAUCCUGGGGGAGAGAAGUCAAGGCACCACGCCAAUGCGAUCCUCUGGAGACAAAGUGGAUGAUUCAGCCUGUCAGCAUCCACCUAAAACUAAAUCAUUUGGUAUGUUAACUCUUUCCAGAACAUCAUAAACUACAAUAUCAAAAGCAGGGUUGCCAAAUUGCAGUCAUUUAUUACAUGCACAUUAUGUACGCAGAAUCUGAUUUAAUAUGGUGAUUUCCAAACAUUUUAUAUCCCCUGGGCAUUAAUGAGCUAUUUCUUACAUGAGAUUUGGCAACCCAGGUCAAAUCCAACUUCCACAAUUUCCAAUAAAAUCUCUGGAAACUACUAUAUCAUAAAUGUGCUGCUUUUCUUUCAUUUUUGGAGACGAGUUUCAGGAAUCAUGUUUACAGGAAUUGGAAUAAAGCAGAAUGGUAAACUC